Messenger RNA from Trichobilharzia szidati, 2142 nucleotides. NCBI's taxonomy places the organism in Eukaryota, Metazoa, Platyhelminthes, Trematoda, Strigeidida, Schistosomatidae. The record is from the annotation of a GenBank genome assembly.
CUUUAAAAAAAUGUUGAUAUCCACUAGCUGAAAUUAAGGAUUAUUAAACUGCUACUAGGCUGUAUAUUUUACAAAAAAAAAAUUGGAAUAAUGCAAAGGAAUAUUAAACGGUCAACUCGUGGACCAUUACGGGCAAUUAAUAACGCCCUAUCAACUAAUACAAAUGUGAUAUCAUGUAAACCAGAAAAAGCUACCGAUAUGGUCACUAGUCAUAAAGUAGUGGAAAAUGAAUCUGAUCAAAGGAAUCAAUCACACUUAAGAAUGGAUAACAAUCAACAACCUACAACACCUGUAUUGCGUGCAUCGUGUCGACUAUCACAAACAAAAUCAUCGCAAUCAUUGUAUGAUAUUCUACCCAUGCCUUUACGCUCUUCAUCUUGUCGAUCGGAAAAACAAUAUUUGAAGUCCGAUAUUCGUCGUCACUUUCCAAUUCGUACAAGUGGGUCAAAAACCUCAUAUCAAGAAAAUAAAACUCCGAAGUGUUUUGAUGACACUCUUGAUUCAUUAACAAAUGCUUCAGUAAUUAUGAAUUCCUCCUUAUCUUCCCUUGAUUCCGCAUCUCCAAUUGGUGAUAUCCCGCGUAAACGUCAUCUUGGCACUUGGCAAAUCUUAACAGAAUCAAAACAAUCCCGACUGAGUGAAGGUCAGCAGUGUGUGAAGCUAAGAAAUGACAGUGAUACAAUUUGUCUUGUAAUGGGUUCUGAAGUAAAGACUCAUCCAAGAUACUGGAUGAGAAAAAGUGCAGCAGAAAUUCCUGUAACACCUGAACAAACUUCUCCUAAAAUUACUCCAAAGAAACAUCUAGCUCCUAUUUGUCCAGUCCCAAUGCCAAGUGGAUUUCCACUUCAGUUACCGAUUAGAUAUUCAUCUGUUUCAUUACCAUGGGAAUGUGGUAACUACUCCAGACCUAGCUUGUCACGCACUGUUGAAACACAGACUUCCCCUAUUGAUUCAAACAAAAUUCCUCAAACUGAGAAACCCAAAGGAAGGAGACAUACAGGAAUCGGACUUCGAAGCUCAGGUACAGCUCAAGUACUUCAAAAUAUUCGCCGGAAAUUUGGUCAUCUCAGAAGAGCUAUAAGUGCAGAUAGACUAAAUAAAAAUUCUUCCACGUCAUUUGAAAAUUGUAAUCAGGAUCGUAUAUCUUCUUCACCAAAUCCAUAUAAUACUAAACAGUCUACUACAAAUAAUGCGAAUUCCGAGGUCCACUUUAACCAAGAUCCUUCUUACAAACUCACAUGUCAUAUUACACGUAAAAAUCCUGAUGGUUCAGUACAAAUUUCACUGAGACGUUCAUCAACUAAUGGUCAAUUUGGUUUUUUCAUUGCACGUGAUUCAAAAGGUAAGAUUUCUUUCGAUUAAAUCAGGAAGUUUUGCGACAGGUUGAUGUGGGAUUGCAUAUAACUUUGAAUAGGGCACGAACCAUGACACAUUUGAACUAAAUACAUAGUCAUUUGUCUCAAUCUCCAAAUGGGUUGCAAACUUUAUCUUUAGCAUGAAUUAAAUUGGUUUUACGCACGUCUCUUUUACUAGCCAUCGAAAAAACGACAAAUACUCUAAAUUCCUUUUUUAUUACAUUUCAGGUAUUUAUGUCAGUCGGCUAGGAAGUGUCCGAUGUGCCGCAAAACUCUGGGAUGUAUUUCAUGUUGGUGACAGAAUAUUAGAAGUUCAAGGUAUACCGUGUGACACUCUUGAAGUGGAAGAAGUUAAAAAUCUUAUACGAGGAUGUGAACUUGUCGAGUUCCGAGUAAAAUCAUCUCAUCAUUCAGACUAUAAAAAGAAUCCAUUCCGACUGAGUCUUUCCUGAUUUAUUUAAUGUUUGUAUUGUAACCAAAAUUUCCUUAUUGCCUUUUAUACUACUGGCGCUUAACAACAGUAGUAUCAGAUGUGUUACAUCCUGCAACCUAAUUGUACAUAGACUUUACAUUAGAUUUUUAUAUUAUGAUUUUCUUUAAAUUAGAUUGUACAGAGGUCAAAUUUAAUUAUUAUUAUUAUCAUUAUUACUCUCAUCCACAUUAUUCCUAUUUUUCUGUAAAAAUCAGAGUUUUACAAUCUUACUUUUAUUUACCUUGAAGAUAAUUUAAAUAAAUUUUGAUUAAUAUUUUACUCCCAUUUGUACUAAUGUUGAUUUUAUAUAAAAGU